Messenger RNA from Dioscorea cayenensis subsp. rotundata (Guinea yam), 555 nucleotides. RefSeq lists its product as uncharacterized. The annotation marks the transcript as partial. NCBI's taxonomy places the organism in Eukaryota, Viridiplantae, Streptophyta, Magnoliopsida, Dioscoreales, Dioscoreaceae. The transcript has a single exon. The record is from RefSeq and is a predicted model, not a curated record.
GUGCGACACUCUUCAGUCUCAGGGUUAUCAUUGCAAAAGGUUUCAAAAGGAUCCGUGGUCUUGAGCCGAUCACGGGCGUGGCUGGCGGCGGCGCUCAGCUCCUCCACCUCGUCCCACGCGGCCGCGCACUCACCGCUCUCCGCAUUCUCCUUGCAUGUCUCCUUCGCCGCCUCGAUGCUCGCCUUCAUCUUCUCCGAUAUGAUCUCCGGCGUCGAUGGUGGUUGCACGAAGGCCACCACGCCGCAGCUUCUUCGCCCUCUCGUCAGCUGCUUCCAUGAGAGGUUUGCUCGCCGGAAGGUGGUCGAAGUGGGUUGGAUCGGUGCCUCAGUGGCCGUCGAGGUGGAGGAGAGGCUGGUGCCGGUGAGAGUCGCCGCCAUGAUACUCGGAGAGAGGCGUUGGAGAGAAGACGAGGCUUGGUUAUUUUUUUUAAAUAUACGAAGAGCUGGUGAUUUAGGGACACAUGUUUCUUAUCUGGUAUUGCCCAAUGAGAGAAUGCCAUGUCAGCAUAAAUCUAGUAUUAAGACCGACACAUUAGGCUAAUGUAAUCCGACAUUU